Osmia lignaria (orchard mason bee) is the source of this 3343-nucleotide messenger RNA. The record is from RefSeq and is a predicted model, not a curated record. NCBI's taxonomy places the organism in Eukaryota, Metazoa, Arthropoda, Insecta, Hymenoptera, Megachilidae.
AUGAGCAUAACAAUGUAAAUGCAGUCCUCGAUCGGACACGCGGACGAUCGUUCGCUAUAAUUUCGAAAUUAUCCUCGUUCCGGCGUGGAAUUCUAAUUUCGACCCAUUCAGGAAUACCGGACUCGCAGGAUAUCACUGUUUUACCUUUUGUCCCGGACGAGACCGCUCGUUAAUCGAGCAGGGUUCGAAGAGAAUUGCUGUCGCAUUGAUUGGCUAUUGGGUCUAACGUUGGGAACAUCCGGCCUUUGGAUUCUAUCGUUACUCGGAUGGCGUUAAUGAAAAGUAUCAUAGAGAUGCGAAGCGAGGUAGGAGAAUGGCUGCCCACCUGUGUAGGUUCACCGAUAUGCAUCCUGUUGCUGUCCUGGUCUCUGUUGAUCUACCAGAAUCAGCCAUCCUCAGCGAAACGGCGGAUCGACGUGUUCACGGUAGCCGUUCUAUCCGAGAGCCUCGCUCAUCAACUCGGAUUGCUUCUGUACGCGAUUCUUACGCUCAUUCGACCGAGUAAUCACUUUGGAGAAUUCUGCUCGACCCUAGUUUGGAUGCUGAACUCGUCCACCAUUCUUCAAGAACUAACUCUGACCUCCAUCGCAAUCUUCACAGCAAUAACUUCCAGGGAUGAUAAAGUAAAUCUGACAAAGAAUCAUCUCAAGUAUCACCUGGUCAGUCUGAGUGUAAUCAGCGCCUGUAUCGGUGUAACAGGUGUCCUGAACUUCGAGCCAGACCUCUGUGUCUUCUUGGCUCAAGAAAUUUCCCUGAAAUAUGGAGUAUUCGUGAAUUCUCUGAGAUGUUUACUGAUGGUCACCUCAGUGAUCAGCCUCCUGUUGGCUCUGUUCAGGAGAGUUUGUCGUAGACCGAAGGCAGAGUUGUUGAAGUCAGUGUCAGAUUUGUCAGAGACCAGCUCGAAGAACUCUUCAGGAGCUUUCGAUUGUCAUCCACAACAGUGGGAUCCGUCCAGUGGGUCCUGCACCAGUGGAUCCACCAACAGUAGAGCCUGUCUGAGGAAGAAGAAGGUGCAGGUGGACGAGGCCAGUGGAAGAUCCACUAUUUAUAGCAUUCUCUUCGUCUGCUAUGUUUUUCAACACCUGCCAAUGCUGGUGAUAUCCAUCAAGCCGGGUCUCCUGAGGGAUUUCUGCACACCCCAGAAUCUCGCUACUUGGCUACCCUUGGUAAAAGACACCCUUCUUCCUGUGUUUCUGGCAUUAUUCGACAAAAUGUUCUGUCGCUACGUCGCCAAGGUUUAUACGAAACAGGAUCAUGCAAGAAGAUUGUCGCACGGAGGUAUAGACGGCAAAUUUCGUCAUUUCGAACAGGACGCCGAGUACAAGCUGCAGUUGAACCUGAACCACGGCCUCAAGUUCCCCUUGACUAACGGAAGCCUCUACGGGCGAUUGCACAAUCAUCAGAACAGAGGAAAGACUGGAACGAUCACAAUGGGAAUACAACACUAUCCUAGAACCCAGACCCUCAACGAGGAUAGCAACUAUGCAUCUCUACCAGCUGAACUGUCCUCCUUCACCAGCUCCACCUUUGAACCUCGUCAAGACACCAAUCCCGUUGAUAAUUCUAAGAAAAAUACCAUAGAGCAACAGAAUAAAUGCUCGAGAUUGAACGAAGGGUUUCUUGAACUACCUGGAAGUCGAAGGAAGAUUGGUAGCACAGAUGUGUUUGGACAGAACAUGCAGAAUUUGGUCCAGCUGGAGGAACCUUGCAGCAAAAGAAAGUUCACUAAGAGUCUGGACGAGAUUCGAGAAGAACCGUCCAGGAGACACGCUAGAAGCGUGCUAGGAUUGGAGAAUUUGAUCACGGGUCUGGAUAACAGUGUUCAGGAGCGACAGCGUUAUCCUAGGAUCGCUCUGAGAAGGAAUCAGAGCUUCGAUCAUGCUAAAUGCCAAUCGUACCAUCGACCGUUCCUGGAUUCAAGGACGUACGACCUGAAGAAGCAAAGGGAGGAACAGCAAAGUUUCCAGAGACAGGAGACUCAGGAGGAGCCGGACGGGUAUGAAACGUCCGACGACGAGAGCUGUGAUUUAGAGAACGGGGAUUUUGAUACUAUGAGCUCCUGUAGGAGUCGAAGUAGAAGCUGUUGCUCAGUCACCACAGUGGCGAACGAUGAUUUCGAAUAUUUUCAACGUAAGGGAACUAAGGUGGAGCUGUUGCCCUCGAAGAGAGGCAGCGAGGUAAAGGUCAACAUGCGAUCUUUCACGCCGAAGAUCAUCGAGAACGAGACGGAGGAUCGCAAAGAGAUGAAGAGCAAAUUGAUGGACACGAAACCGUCCAUACAGUCGUACCGUUUGAAGAAACAGAGAAUCGGACCUGGUUAUUCGAUGAAUGAUCUAGAUAAGAUUAGUGUUGAUAGAAAAUUACCAGAUCUGUCCAUAGACAGCCUGAAAAGCAUUCUGAUGAACUCUGAUGUCAGUUACUUAGAUAACGGAGACAUAUGUAGACACGAUAUUGGAGGAUCUGCGCCUGAUUUGAAGAAGAUCUUUGUGACUGAGUUUAUAUGAAAGCUUUUGGGCUUAGAAUUUGUACAGUCAUGGAAUGUGUUGAGAAAACAGACUGUACAAUGUGCUUUUGAAGGAUAGAUGUAGGAAUUGAAGAAUGUUUAAGAAACUUUAGGGCCCGGUUCGUGGUCAGUUUUUGUAGAAUGUGCAAUUGUACAAAGUGUUCAUUGUAAGAUUAAGGGAGUUUCUUUGUUUAAGAAACGGCGAGGUAAUCUCAUGCAGUUUCUGCACGCUUCAGAUCUAGAAAAUUAUAUAACAGCUGCGCGGAAGUAGCCGGUUUGGAAAGUUCGCUAACGCAACUGGUCUCGAUUAGGUCGUUAAUUAAUUCAAUUGUCAGUCUCUUCGUUUCUUUAGAUAGCAAUCAGUUCCUCAAGGUUUGUCAGAUUCAUGAACGCGAAGAUUUGAUUACUGAUCUUUGUGCUAUAAGUGUUCUUCACUCUACAGUUUUAUCUUCCAUGAUCUUGAUAAGACUUUAUUAAAUUUUAAGAACGAUUUCCAUUAUUCUCAAGCUGUAAUGUUUCAUUUAUCUAAUGCUGAAGCAAUAAUUGAUGCUGAAUACUGCUGAUUCCUCGUUCAAAUGAAACGAUGCAUUACUGUGCGUCAUCUGUCCAUUAAUCACGAGAAAUCAACGUGAUAAAUUAUGGGUAUAGCGAUCGAAAUUGUAAAAUAUGUUUGUAAAUUAUUUUCAUUAUUUGGGCGAUUCUAUUUCGCUCGUUGUUUCAUAGGAAACCUUUGGAGAAUAUUCGUAUUGUAUGCAGAUCGUUUUGUAUAUAUCUUGUACAUUUGUACGGUAAUAUUUAAUUCGGUAAAUACACAUAAAUACGUGGCAUCGCGUGUAAUUA